AUGAAUACUCAAACUGGAACAUAUGGUAUACUUUGUGGGGUGAAGAACAGUGAGGAUGGAGGAGGUAAAAAAUACUACUGCAAAGUGUGCAAUUACAGGAGCAACGGUGUUUCAGAACUGCAGGACCACAUUAAAAUCCAUACUUUCGGACAGCCGUUCGGCUGCAGGAACUGCGACAAGAUGUUUACGGAAAUAUCCGAAUUGCAGGUCCAUUCGAAAGCGCACAAGAAGACGGUGGAAUUCGUCUGCGGGAUGUGCAACUUCAAGACGCACAAGGACAGGGAGGUCGCCCAGCACUCGAGGAUCCACGACAAGAUGAUUAAACUGCACAAGUGCCCUCAAUGCGACUAUUCGACCGAGAGGAAAAACCGUCUUACAAACCAUAUGAGAAGCCAUUCCCUAAGCAUACCGUACUCUUGCAACAUAUGCACAUACAAAUGUAUACAGAUUUGUACGAUGGCCAGACAUAUGCUGACCCAUGCAGAGCCUGACGGGACCACUUGCCCUUACUGUCCUUUCAGAUCGAAGACACAACAAAUCCUUGAUAAUCAUAUAAUAACGCAUUUCGACCAAGCCAUAUAUGAGUGUGAGUUCUGUGAUUUUAAGACAACUUGGAAACCGUCAAUGACGACACAUAACAAAGGGCAUGUGAGUACAAUGAAAGAAGAGUAA
Messenger RNA from Cimex lectularius (bed bug), 672 nucleotides. RefSeq names its product zinc finger protein 64-like. NCBI's taxonomy places the organism in Eukaryota, Metazoa, Arthropoda, Insecta, Hemiptera, Cimicidae. The record is from RefSeq and is a predicted model, not a curated record. Bases 1 to 672 code for a protein of 223 amino acids. The transcript has a single exon. Gene Ontology annotation, biological process: regulation of transcription by RNA polymerase II. Gene Ontology annotation, molecular function: DNA-binding transcription factor activity, RNA polymerase II-specific; RNA polymerase II transcription regulatory region sequence-specific DNA binding.